AUGGGGGCAAAUCACCUGGGGAUGGGGGCAAGUAACCUGGGGAUGGGGGCAAAUCACCUGGGGAUGGGGGCAAAUCACCUGGGGAUGGGGGCAAGUAACCUGGGGAUGGGGGCAAAUCACCUGGGGAUGGUGGCAAGUAACCUGGGGAUGGGGGCAAAUCACCUGAGGAUGGGGGCAAGUAACCUGGGGACGGGGGCAAUGAGGCUGGGGGCAAAUCACCUGGGGAUGGGGGCAAGUAACCUGGGGACAGGAGGAAAUAACCUGGGGACAGGGGCAAAUAACCUGGGGACAGGGGGAAAUAACCUGGGGACAGGGGCAAAUAACCUGGGGACAGGGGGAAAUAACCUGAGGGUGGGGCCAUAUAAGCUGGUAAUAGGGGCAAGAAGCCUGGGGACCCGGAGGCUGGCAUCAGGAGCAGGAAGUGUGGUUGUGGGGACAAGCAUCCUGCCAACAACCUCCUGGCUCCUAGCGCACGGGGGGGCUGUCACCGCUAUCUGUCCAGCUAUCGGGCAGCUAGGUCAGAGAGGUUUGGACCUGAGGCGUACCACUCACAGUGUGGCUGGUCAGCGGGCCCUGGGCGGCCUCAUCAGCCCACGGGGGUUGUUAGGCUGGGGGGGCACAUUGUGCUGGCUCGGUCAGUGCAGGCCAGCCUGGUCAGUGACCACUUGGGGGGUCGUUGCAAGCUCCAGACUGCUCUGUGUCCAGGUUCCUCAGGAUGUGCUGCUGUUCCGUCACGAGAGAGCGACCUUCUUCCGCCUCCUGGGCCUAUUCUGCGUGGCCCAGUUCCUCUUCUGGAGCUACUUGGCCCAUUUUGCCUUCACCUCCCUCAAGGACACAGGCUACCAAGAGACGGUUCUGGUUGGGGAACAGGCGAGCAGCCUUCCGAAGAUUGGCGGACUUACCUUGAAUCUUGGGUCCGACAAAUGGAGAUACGGUUUCACCACUUCGUGCCUGACUGUCGGCUCCUUGAUCCUGGCGGCCGGCUACCUGUUUGCUCGCCGCUCCGUGUGCCGUGUCCUGCUCUGCCGCGGGGGCCAGGAGGUCACCGUCUCCAGCUACCUGCCGUUCGGCAGCACCAGCUCUUUCACAGUGCCGCUGCGCCAGGUGUGCUGCGUGGCUCACCGGAGCCAAGUCUCCUCCCUCAUCCCACUCAAGAUCGGCGGCCGCCCCUUCUACUACCUGCUGGACAAGCAGGGGCAGUUCUACAACGCCAAGCUCUUUGACAUGACCAUCGGGGCUUACAGGAAACUCUGAACACCAC
This is a messenger RNA of Carcharodon carcharias (great white shark), 1261 nucleotides long. It is a transcript of the gene tmem223, whose product is annotated as transmembrane protein 223. Lineage: Eukaryota; Metazoa; Chordata; Chondrichthyes; Lamniformes; Lamnidae. Gene Ontology annotation, biological process: nervous system development. Gene Ontology annotation, cellular component: mitochondrion. The coding region runs from base 1 to 1254 and encodes 417 amino acids. The record is from RefSeq and is a predicted model, not a curated record. The transcript has 2 exons.